Molecule: messenger RNA, 2864 nt
Organism: Pogona vitticeps (central bearded dragon)
Lineage: Eukaryota; Metazoa; Chordata; Lepidosauria; Squamata; Agamidae
Source: RefSeq, a predicted model, not a curated record
AGACCCGGAUGCAGAGCUUACAGCCUGAUCCCAAAGCCCGGUACUCGGGCGCGUUCGAGGCCCUGAGGACGAUUGUCCAAACGGAAGGUGUCUGGCGGCCUUUACGUGGAAUCAACGUGACUGUGGUUGGAGCCGGCCCGGCUCACGCUUUGUACUUUGCCUGCUACGAGAAGAUGAAACGCACUUUAAGUGACAUUAUUCACCACAGAGGCAACAGCCAUCUGGCCAACGGAAUAGCUGGGAGCAUGGCCACAUUACUCCAUGAUGGUGUCAUGAAUCCUGCUGAAGUGGUGAAGCAGCGCAUGCAGAUGUACAACUCCCCAUACAAGAGUGUCUUGGAGUGCAUGCGGACGGUGUACCGGACUGAAGGCUUGGGAGCUUUCUACCGUAGCUAUACCACUCAACUCACCAUGAACAUCCCCUUCCAAGCCAUUCACUUCAUCACCUAUGAGUUCAUGCAGGAGUGGUGGAACCCCCACCGGCAGUACAGCCCUGGCACGCAUGUGAUGUCAGGCGCUGUGGCAGGAGCUGUGGCCGCGGCCGCUACGACUCCGUUGGAUGUCUGCAAGACUCUUCUCAACACUCAAGAGAACAUGGUCUUGACUUCUGUGAACGUCAGCGGCCACCUCUCGGGGAUGGCCAACGCCUUCAGGACAGUGUAUCAACUGGGGGGUGUCGCUGGUUAUUUUAAAGGAGUCCAAGCACGGAUGCUCUACCAGAUGCCUUCAACGGCCAUUGCUUGGUCUGUCUACGAAUUUUUCAAAUAUUUGCUGACGAAGCGCGAGCUGGAGAAAAGAAGUCCGAGCUGAUGGAUCCCCCCCUUUUUUUUAGACAUGAGUGUCUCCACGCCCAGGGUCCUUUCAUUGCCUCUAAAAGGUUCUGAGAGCUCCACAGCUGGAUUCCAGUGUGGGUGGAUGUGUAUGUUGGAUGCUCGAGAAAUGUCAUUCUCAGCCUUCCCUCCUCCUCCUGCUUUUUUUUUUCCUAAACCAAAAUUAUUUAAAGAAUCAUCCAUAAAACCAAUUUCUUCCCUGUGGAGUCGAGAACCACAAUAAUAAUUUUUGUAGAUGGUUGUGCUUAUUUCCUCCCUGAAAGUGUGUUAGGGAAAGGUAAGAAAAAGAUGGAAUUCUUGUGGACUGGGCUUCUUGUUAUCUCCUUACAACCAUAAAGAGGAAGCCUUUGAGUUGAACAAAGUUUUAUAUUCAGAAAUUAUGUGACAUAACUAGAUGGAUAAUGUUUAUCCUUUAUUUUUCUAUAUGGGUGAUUUGGGUGGAUUUUUUUUUUAGCAGAGUUAAAACUGAAUGUGUGUGUGUGUGUAUGUGAGUUUUAAAAGGGCUGAAAUCUUUUUUAGAGUUGUGAGAUACACCAUCUCCCUUGCAUUGCGAACCUUCUUGCCCAGUAUCUCUGAUGGGAGUGGUACUCUCCCUACCAGGCUUAGCAGCCCGUAGAUUAUCCAAUGUGAAGACAACUUGAAAUGAUUUAAGACAUUGGGCAGUUGGAAAAUCUCCCUUGCCAUGUAUUUCCCCCUUUUUCUUACAUUGGGAGUGGUGGCCGCUUCUGCUAAUAACAGUUUUGACUCUUCACAGAUGGCUUAAGUGUGUUGAGCCCAUUUUUUUAGCAAAGACUCCAAACUGCUAAAGGUACUUUGAAAUGCGGAGAGAAAUUGCAUCUCAGUUCUUGUGUGGGUUUUGUGGCUUUUAAUUUAUUCCUGCUUCUCAGCUUCACCAGUAUUUUCGCUGCAGAUGGGAGUGUGAGGCUUAAAUCACAGAGGGUCCUGCGGUCUCUGGCUUGCAUUUGUGGCCGACAGAGAUUGCCUUCUGGGAAGCUUACCAGGAGGUGUACAUUGGGGUUGCACAAACUCUCAAAAGCCUCACUCCAGGCACAAAGGAGCCUUGGGCAGGACUCUGGCCAAAGCAUACAUCUGAAUGAUUUCCCUGAACCACAGCAGAGCACUUCUUAAGUCCCUUACCAAACUACAUAUCCCAGCAUUUCAUAGGAUGGAGCCAAAGCCGUGGGGGCAGAACUGAACCGCCCCAGUUCUACAGGGCAGAUGUACAUUCAAAGUCCCAACCCUGCUUUUUCCCUUGCUUGCGUCCGCUUUUGCCUGGUUCGUAGGUGGGCCUCCAUCUGUUGCACUAGAGCAUGUGUAAAUUCACACCUGCCGGUGGGGGCAGGACAUCAAGUUUACAUUCCUGUAAGACCACCCUUUUUUGUGCUGCUUAUCCUAAGAAGAAAGACUGACAGGGGAAGGCAGCUGUUUGUUGUGAGGCCGCACUAAAAAUGUGGAGCCGAAGAGCCUUAGCAAAGGAGAAUGUAAAGUCAGACUUCCCUCUGAAGUCAACCCCCUCCCAUGUAUGUGUGUGCAUUCUCUACGUUAACUGGCCUGUGCAAAUGAAGUUGUGUGUGGAGUAGUUUCAGCACUUGUGACAGAGACGUGUGUAUCUCUGAAGUCUUACAGCAUCUGUAGUGCCCACAGGUGCCCCUUGUCCACCCAGAGGAGAGAGAGUGGAAAACCUUUCGCCUUCCACCUGUUUUGGACAACAACACCCGUAACUCCUUCAAUGAUGGCCGUGCAGCCUAUAGACAAUGGGACUUACAACCCAUUACCUAGAGGGUCCAUGAUUCUUCAUAUCUACAGGGUCUACGAUUCUUAACUUUGAUUCUAAAUUCUGCAGUUUGCGAACUUCAGUUUUCAACUAGAUGGACUCUCUCCAUUUGCUCCUUUCAUUCUUUUUCUUUUGCUCUACACUCUCUUCUGGAAAACUGAAAAGAGUUUAAUGGCAAUCCUCUUUCAGGGUUUUGCAGGUAGAGGAUACUCAGAAGUGGUUUUCCAUUCCCUUCCACUGGGGGCGCCCUGGGACUGUGCC